UGCCACCACUACCACACAGGCCACAGCUACUACUACUUCUCCAAAGAUAACCAAAAAUCAGGGGCGUAGCUCACCACAGCUUGCUCUGUUUUUGCCUUUCCCCAAUCAUGACUCUUAAACCUAAUGCCAUAACCCCGACAUAUCUUCACCUCUCAUUCUUCACUCCACUAACUCCAUCUCUCCCUCCGAUCAAACGGUUCCAUCGCCAUCACACACACAUUCGUCUCCGUUGUCGAUCUUCUCUUGUCGAUGAGCAGCAGAAAGAAGUCGUCUCCUUUUCCGAACCCGAAAACUCGCUCAUUCAGGCUCUUAUUGGUGUCCAAGGUCGAGGCCGUUCUGUUUCCUCUCAGCAGCUCAGCAAUGUCGAACGGGCUGUCAGUGUUCUGGAAGGUUUGGAAGGCGUGCGAGAUCCGACGGACUCUAGCUUAAUUGAAGGACGUUGGCAGUUGGUGUUCACAACUAGACCUGGAACAGCGUCCAUAAUACAGAGAACAUUUGUUGGAGUUGAUUUCUUCAGCGUGUUUCAAGAGAUAUUCCUACGGACAAACGACCCACGGGUCUCCAACAUUGUUAAAUUCUCUGAUGCAAUUGGAGAGCUGAAAGUAGAGGCGGCUGCAUCAAUCAAAGAUGGCAAACGCAUACUUUUCCAAUUUGACAGAGCAGCAUUUUCUUUCAAGUUCUUGCCUUUUAAGGUUCCAUAUCCUGUACCAUUCAGACUUCUUGGAGAUGAAGCAAAGGGCUGGUUGGACACCACAUAUUUAUCUCCCUCUGGAAAUCUCCGAAUCUCAAGAGGAAACAAGGGCACCACGUUUGUGUUGCAAAAGCAAACAGAAGCAAGACAAAACUUGCUGCUAGCAAUUUCUACAGGUAAAGGAGUUGAAGAGGCAAUUGAUAAGCUCAUCUCUGAAAAUCGGAAUGAAAAUAAAUUUGAGGAGGAGCUUGUCGAGGGAGAAUGGAAUAUGUUAUGGAGUUCACAGAUGGAAACAGAUAGUUGGAUAGAGAAUGCUGCAAAUGGUCUCAUGGGGAUGCAGGUUAUCAAGAGUGGACAAAUGAAGUAUCGAGUGGAUAUGUUGCUUGGACUGAGAUUUUCCAUGACUGGUACCUUGGUGAAAUCUGGAGAUGACAUAUACGAUGUUACCAUGGAUGAUGCUGCAAUUAUUGGAGGCCCGUUCGGAUAUCCUUUGGAAAUGGAGAGCCGGUUUAAGCUCCAACUUCUAUACAACGAUGGGAAAAUAAGAAUCACACGAGGAUACAAUAACAUCUUAUUUGUUCAUCUACGGGUCGGCGAAACAAAGCAGGUGUAGGAAGACUUAUCUAAAAGAGGAGGCCCUUGAGGUAAGAAAUCCAUGUGUAUAGUAUAGUAAGAGAUGCCUCGACGUCUUUACAAUGUAUUCAUCAAAUGGAAGUUCUAAAAAUCUUGAACGUCAAAAUCUCACCCCAAAAUCCUUUCAAUAAAGAAUCUCUCCCUCUCAAGUUUUAUCGAUUCGUUAGAAAGAAAAAAUAA
This is a messenger RNA of Benincasa hispida (wax gourd), 1504 nucleotides long. RefSeq names its product Plastid-lipid associated protein PAP / fibrillin family protein. The record is from RefSeq and is a predicted model, not a curated record. Lineage: Eukaryota; Viridiplantae; Streptophyta; Magnoliopsida; Cucurbitales; Cucurbitaceae.